CCCACCUCGGAAAGGCAACGUCGCCCAGAGCUAUCGGCGAGGUCAACAACUUCCUUGAAGUACGUGGGUUCACUAAACCUUCCUCAAUGCAAUUGCGAAGUGAUUCUGGACGUUUAAUCCCCAUCUUUUUUCUGCUCUUACCCACGUGGUCUCCAAUAGGCUAGGAUGGAAGACUCGUUGUCCAAAAGAGCUGCUGCUGUUGUCCCGGAGCUCGAUCGGCCCUGGCGUUUUGCUUCCAAGGCGACCUAUGAUCCGGACAACAACCCAUCCGGCUUGAUUAGUUUUGGACUUGCCGAGAACACUCUCGUCAGUUGGGAACUAGAACAAUUUGCAAACCAAAAUGUUACUUUCCCACUCGAAAUUUUCAGCUACGGCUACAGCACAGCCGGCGGCCAGCGCUUCCCCAAAGCGCUUGCCCAGCACCUCAAUGAGUGCUUCAACCCAUACCGGCCACUCGAUGGUAGCGAGAUCCAGAUCACCGAUGCUGCGACUUCGCUCCAUGAUAUUCUGGGCUGGGCUGUAGGAGAUCCAGGUGACGGUAUACUAACGUCGAGACCUGUCUACGGGCGCUUCGAACUCGACUUUGGCAACAAAGCGCAGUUGCAGAUGGUGUACGCUGACACAGAGGCCGAGACUUGUUUCGAUGUCAGUGUGGUGAGCAAGUUCGAGGAAGCUCUGGUACGAUCCAAUGCCGCAGGAGUCAAUAUCAGAGCUCUUCUCAUCGUCAACCCACAUAAUCCCCUCGGGAGGUGCUACCCGAGGGACACGAUUUUGGAGCUCAUGAAGUUCUGCCAUAGGCAUCGAAUCCAUUUCAUCAGCGAUGAGGUGUACGGAUGCACCGUCUUCACUGAGGAUGGGCUCGUGGGUUUUACAUCAGCUUUAUCCGUCGACCCGGCUGGCAUCAUCAAUGAAGAGCUUUGUCACGUCACAUACGGGUUGGCCAAGGACUUCGCGGCGCCAGGGCUGCGCAUUGGUGCUAUCAUCACCAGGAGCAAGUCGCUUCAUAAGGCGGUUACGAGCGUCAUGAGGUUUUCAAACCCCUCCGGUGCCUCUCUAGCCAUUGUGUCGGCAAUGCUGCAAGAUAGGCAGUGGUGCCGCAGCUUUCUGGCGACCUCACGGGAGAGGAUAAGCGAGGCGUAUAAACAUGUUACCAAAGGGCUUCGAGAGAUAGGUAUUAACUUCCUGCCAGCCAACGCGGGGUUCUUCAUUUACAUUGAUUUAUCGCCGUAUCUGAAACUGGACGCUGAAGACCCUGAAUUUGAAGUCGCCCAGAGACUGCUUGAUCAAGGCGUCUUUCUUCAUCCGAAGGAAGAACAUGGGAAGGCCGGCUGGUUCAGAGUGGUGUAUACGCAAGAUCCCCGCAACGUUACGGAGGGGUUGAGAAGAAUCAAAUCAGCUCUUGGGCUAUAACAUCCUAAGAGGCGCCAGGGUUUCUGACGGGUUAUUUGUCCCGGCACAAAUUGCAGAAAGGAUCUUGGCCAUGGUUUGGGGCAACACACACACUGCGUAGAACUCAUCCAUAUUCACUCUGUUCGAUCUCAGCCUGGGCGGACAAAUACCGAGUUCGCUUGGCACAUAAAACAAUCAUCUUAAAUA
Pseudomassariella vexata is the source of this 1596-nucleotide messenger RNA. Its product is annotated as 1-aminocyclopropane-1-carboxylate synthase. The record is from RefSeq and is a predicted model, not a curated record. The coding region runs from base 166 to 1410 and encodes 414 amino acids. The transcript is spliced from 4 exons. NCBI's taxonomy places the organism in Eukaryota, Fungi, Ascomycota, Sordariomycetes, Amphisphaeriales, Pseudomassariaceae. Gene Ontology annotation, biological process: biosynthetic process; amino acid metabolic process. Gene Ontology annotation, molecular function: transaminase activity; pyridoxal phosphate binding.